Aspergillus nidulans FGSC A4 is the source of this 1497-nucleotide messenger RNA. RefSeq names its product IMP 5'-nucleotidase (gene isn1). Gene Ontology annotation, biological process: inosine salvage; nucleotide metabolic process. Lineage: Eukaryota; Fungi; Ascomycota; Eurotiomycetes; Eurotiales; Aspergillaceae. The record is from RefSeq and is a predicted model, not a curated record. The coding region runs from base 82 to 1497 and encodes 471 amino acids. Gene Ontology annotation, molecular function: magnesium ion binding; 5'-nucleotidase activity. The transcript is spliced from 5 exons.
CCAUUACCAACUAUUACCUAUCGCAUCUCUAUCCCUUGCAUCACUCGUUUACUACAGCUCUUACGCAGCUCCAAGGCCACUAUGACUACCAGGUACCGCGUCGAAUGUGAGACUGCCCUCUCACAUCGAUGCCCUCAAGGUGUGCUGAUCCAUUCCGUCACAUACCUCUAUUUGCUAACCUCCCCAGUCUCACCGAAGAGACCAGCUGUUCAGGGCCUGCUUGCUGUCCCGUUUGUCCUCCAUUCUCAGCCGACGGCCGUCCAGGAGGAGGACGCCACCAAGCUCGCCGCGGUUGCUCAUGAUACGCACCAGCGUUACGCCGAGAUCUUCUCGGACGUCGAGCGCCUCUUAAAUGACCAUAUUGACCACGAGCUCAGCGGUGCCGCUGGCAAGUCCAAGCUCAAACUGCUCGUCCCCACUGUCGGGACGUUCUUCACGCGUCUCUACCUCAGAGAGGCUUUCGACUACCAGGAUAGGCAGCGGUUCAUCAGCAGACGCCGUUUUGUGGCGCCCUCAUUCAACGAUGUCCGAUUGAUCCUCAAUUCCGCGCAGUUACUCGGUCUGGUGCAUACGAAGGGCCUCGAGCUCGUUACGUUCGAUGGAGACGUAACUUUGUAUGAUGAUGGGGCUAAUCUUAAUGCUGAUAGCCCCGUCAUCCCACGAAUCAUCCGCCUCCUUCAACAAGGCAUCAAGGUAGGGAUCGUAACUGCGGCAGGAUAUACCGACGAGGCCAAGUAUUAUGAACGACUGCAGGGGCUGCUUGAUGUCAUGCGCGAUGCCUCUGAUCUUACUGACGAGCAACGGUCCGCACUAAUUGUCAUGGGCGGCGAAAGCAAUUAUCUUUUCCGUUAUGACGCUUCCUCUCCACACCGGCUCACCUACGUCCCGCGCGAGAAUUGGGUGAUUGGCGAAAUGGCCACCUGGGAAGAGGAGGAUAUUACACAACUACUAAACAUCGCCGAGUCGUCUCUCCGCGCUUGUGUCGCGAACCUGAACCUACCAGUCUCCGUCCUCCGUAAAGACCGUGCGGUCGGCGUUUUCCCCAAGAACAGAGGCCGCCUAUCCCGCGAACAGCUAGAAGAGACCGUCCUCGUGGUCCAAAACACGGUCGAAAGGUCCCAAGUCGGAUCGCGGCUCCCAUUUUGCGCAUUCAACGGUUGCUCCCCCUUCUUUGUGUCCCAUUAUCUCCGUCACCAUCCUCCCAGAAGGAAAUAUAAACCGCCUAUUCAGCCCUGUAUGCUAAUUUCAAUCACACAACCAGGUGGCAAUGAUGUCUUUGUCGACAUCGGCGACAAGUCCUGGGGUGUUCGCGCCUGUCAGCAGUACUUUGGCGGCAUUGACCCGUCAAGAACACUCCACGUGGGCGAUCAAUUCUUGUCUGCUGGUGCGAAUGAUUUCAAGGCUCGUCUGGCUUCUACCACUGCCUGGAUCGCUAGUCCGGCUGAGACGGUGCAGUUGUUGGAUGAGUUGGACACGAUCCAGAAAGUUCUAGCGUGA